Messenger RNA from Hippopotamus amphibius kiboko, 4094 nucleotides. It is a transcript of the gene EPM2AIP1, whose product is annotated as EPM2A interacting protein 1. Lineage: Eukaryota; Metazoa; Chordata; Mammalia; Artiodactyla; Hippopotamidae. Bases 165 to 1991 code for a protein of 608 amino acids. Gene Ontology annotation, biological process: response to insulin; positive regulation of glycogen biosynthetic process; positive regulation of glycogen (starch) synthase activity. The record is from RefSeq and is a predicted model, not a curated record. The transcript has 2 exons.
AUUGGCUCGCGCCUGGGGCUGGGGAAUACGAAAGCUCCAGCCAAUAGGAACGGAGGGGCCGGGGCCCCAGGUUGGCGUCCCCCGCUGGGGUGAUCUGGCGCAGAGCGGAGGAGGCGCUUGGGGCUCGCUCCUGCUCCUCCCCUCUCCUCGCGGCCUCCCGUGAAAUGUGGAUGACGCCCAAGAGGAGCAAAAUGGAAAUCGACGAGUCUCGGGGGUUCCGGGCCGAGUGGACCCAGCGGUACCUAGUGGUGGAGCCUCCGGAGGGCGAGGGCGCCCUGUGCCUGGUGUGUCGCCGCCUGGUCGUAGCCACGGGCGAGCCCGACGUCAGGCACCACUACGAGGCCGAGCACGACUACUACGAGCGGUAUGUGGCGGAGGGCGAGCGCGCGGCCCUGGUGGAGCGUCUGCGUCGGGGCGACUCGCCCGAGGCCGCCCCGCUCACUCCGGAGGAGAGGGCCGCUCGCGCAGGCCUCGGGCUCGCCCGCCUCCUGGCCUUGAAGGGUUGCGGCUGGGGUGAGGGGGACUUUGUGCACCGGUGCAUGGAGGUGAUGCUGCGAGAUGUGUUGCCGGAUCACGUGAGCGUUCUGGAUGGCAUUGAUUUAUCCCCGGAGAUCACGCGGCAGAGGGUCCUGGACAUUAACCAGAAUCUACGCAGUCAGCUUUUUAACCGAGCCAAGGACUUUAAAGCCUAUUCCCUUGCCUUGGAUGACCAGGCUUUCGUGGCCUAUGAGAACUACCUCCUGGUCUUUGUCCGCGGCGUGGGCCACGAUCUGGAGGUGCAAGAAGAGCUUCUGACCAUAAUCAACCUGACGCAUCACUUCAGCGUUGGCGCCCUCAUGGCGGCAAUCCUUGAGGCCCUGCAGACGGCGGGGCUCAGCCUGCAGCGGAUGGUUGGCCUGACCACAACCCACACCCUGAGGAUGAUUGGCGAGAACUCAGGACUGGUGUCGUACAUGCGGGAAAAGGCCGUCAGCCCCAACUGUUGGAAUGUGAUCCAUUACUCGGGGUUUCUUCACUUGGAACUGCUGAGCUCCUACGACGUAGAUGUUAAUCAGAUCAUAAAUGCCGUAUCUGAAUGGAUAGUUUUGAUUAAGACCCGAGGCGUCAGGCGGCCAGAAUUUCAGGCUUUACUAACUGAAUCUGAAUCAGAGCACGGUGAAAGGGUCAACGGACGCUGUCUGAACAGUUGGCUUAGAAAAGGGAAGACUUUAAAACUCAUAUUUUUCUUAAGAAAAGAGAUAGAAACGUUCUUGGUUUCGAUCGGGGCAACCACGGUCCACUUCACAGACAAGGAAUGGCUUUGUGACUUUGGCUUCUUGGUGGAUAUCAUGGACCACCUUCGAGAACUCAGCGAGCUCUUGAGAGCGAGUAAAGUCUUUGCUGCUGCUGCCUUUGACCAUAUUUGUGCCUUUGAAGUGAAGCUGAAUUUACUUCAGAGACACAUCGAGGAGAAAAAUCUAACACACUUUGCCGCCUUGAGCCAAGUUGUUGAUGAGCUUAAAGAGCAUCUUCAAGAAGACGAAAAAAUACUCGACCCUGGUAGGUAUCGAGUGGUGAUCUGUCGCCUACAAAAAGAGUUUGAGAGACAUUUCAAGGACCUCAAGUUCAUUAAAAAGGACUUAGAGCUUUUUGCAAAUCCAUUUAGCUUUAAACCUGAAUAUGCACCUAUUUCAGUAAGGGUGGAGCUAACAAAACUUCAGGCAAAUACCAACCUUUGGAACGAAUACCGAACCAAAGACUUAGGGCAGUUCUAUGCUGGAUUGUCUGCGGAAUCUUACCCUAUUAUCAAAGGGGUUGCCUGUAAGGUGGCAUCUUUGUUUGACAGUAGCAAAAUCUGUGAAAAGGCUUUUUCGUAUUUGACUCGAAACCAACACACUCUGAGCCAGCCGUUGACAGAUGAACACCUCCACGCCCUGUUUCGGAUUGCCACCACUGAAAUAGAGCCGCGUUGGGAUGAUCUUGUAAGAGGAAGAAACGAGUCGAAUCCGUAAAUUUUUGUAGUACAGCACUCAACAAGAAUGCGAUUCUGAAAGCAAACAUCUCUUUGGUUUUCAAGUUUACUAAUUUGGACUGUGGGAAAGCACCACGUUAUUCAUCCAAAUUGGUCACCAUUCAAAUUCUUCAGACAGAUUUUUUUUUUCCAUCCCAAGAGGCAGCAUGGGACUGAAACAUGCAGACACUUUUUUUUAAAACUUAAUGGCAAAGUCAUCUUUUGCUUUUAUGAUGUGAUUGUUUUUAAAGACGUUUAGUACUGAUAACAUGAUUUCUGGCUCUUCUGGGAUUUUAAAGUAAGUAAAUUUAACAAACUAUUAGAAGAAUGACUCGGUCAGCCCUUCUGGUCACUAGACAUUCAGUUCACUUGCUUUCCUACCUGCAGAAUGUCUUCAUCACCUCCCCAAGGAAGGUAACCCAAAAGUGACAUCUGGUCAACGUAUACUUCUUAGAUUUGCUGUAUUUCUUUGCUUUCUUGUUUGUGUGCCUCUGAACUUACUUUCUGGGUAACGUGGGCUGUCAGGCUUUGUGGGCGCGCCAUACCCUUAGACUCUUUUUCCCUGAGCCACUUUUUUCCAGUUUAAGGGAUUAACCAGUGUUACACUCUUAGUUGGACUUCUAGUCUGAGGCUCAUUAACUAAUUCAGAGGUUUUAACAGCAGGUGUGAUAGUCAUCUAGUGAUUUGAUCCUUGCUGCAAAACUGGGUUUUAGUCAACCUUUGGUGUAAAGGAUUUCUCGUUUUUAUCUCUUUGUAUUGAGAAGUAGCCUCUUCCUACCCAAUAAGUACUUGAGUUUGUGAACUCUCUUUAUUCCCUUGCAUUUCUGCUUGCAAACUGAUGAAUUCUUUGCUGAGUUCAUCUCUUUUCUGUCUGUUUUGUCAAAUGAAGCCAACCGCAACCAUAAAAUAUUUCGUUUUCUUGUCUUUUUUUUUUCUUGAGUAAAGGAUAGAUUCUCUGCUUUCCAGAUUCUCUCAAGGGACAGUCUCACCACUCCGUUAACAUGCAUCACCCCUGCAUAAGUUAUUUCUUCUAUCUUCCAAUAGAAGCAAUUUCCUGAAUGCCUGCCAACUAAGCCAAUGUUCAAUGCGCUAGAUUUUUUUAAAACAACCAGUUUCUGUAUGAGAAUGGGCUAGGUUACUGUGCGGUAACAACCACAAAAUUGCAGCUUUUCUCUUGUAGCUUGGCUAGGGGCUUUGCUCUAAGUCAGGGGUUGAAGAACUGUGGCCAUGGGCAAAAUCUGUCCUGCUGCCUGUUUCUAUAAAUAAAGUUUUCCUAGAAGACAGCCUUGCCCGUUUGUUUAUGCACUGUCUGCUUUUGCUCUACAGUGGCAGAGCUGAGUAGUUGUGGAAGAAAGUGUCUGGCCCACAGAGUCUACAAUAUUUACCAUAUGACCCUUUACAGAAAAUGUUCAUUGAUCCCAGCUCUAAGUGGUCCUCAUUCUGGGACUCAGGCUGACCAAGCAGAUAUCAUGUAGGGUGUUGCUGCCCAUUUGGGGAAAUGAAAAAGUAUGACAAAUCACUUAUAGGCCCUUAAAGCACUUUCAUUGGCCAAAGCACAUCACACGGUCACACCAAAGUUCAAGGAGGAGUGUAAUUCUUCCUGCUGCCUUGGAAGAAAACCAGAAAUAUUUGGAAGACAGUCCUACCAACUAACACAUAGUUAUAUCUCUCUAUAAAAUUUCUUUGAAAAUGUUUUUUCUUUUUCAUUGAGGUGAAAGUUUACAUUCAGCAAAAUGCAAAUAUUUAGUGUACACCUCAGUGGAUGUUUAUAUACACCCUUGAACCCAUCACCCUAUCAAGAUAUUGAACAUUUCUGAACAGUCGGUGCCCUGUGCCCCACCCCCACACACAAAUAACUGCUAUUCUGACCUUUAUCACCAUGGAUCACUUUUGACUGUUUUAAAGCUUCUUGUAAGUGUUAUAUGUACUGUUUUGUUCAGCAUCGUGUCUGUGAGUCAUCCAUGUUGUUGCGUGUAGCAGCGAGUUGUUUUUUACUUCUGUCAUAUUCCAUUGUAUGACAUACUGCAAUUUAUGAAUCCAUUCUACUGUUGAUAGAAAUUUUGGUUGUUUCCAGUUUGUGGUUAUUAUAAAUAAAGUUGCUAUG